GGAUUCUCUGGGCCCAAACUUGUACUUAAGCAGCUGCUAAGAAAGCCCCUUUUUAUCAAGAGUUAACCUUCGGUGAACAAUCUGCUAUGGCAACAAACGAGAAUCUACCGCCAAACGUAAUAAAACAGCUGGCAAAGGAGCUAAAAAAUCUCGAUGAAACCCCACCAGAAGGCAUCAAAGUUGGUGUCAACGAUGAUAAUUUCUCGAUUAUAUUUGCUGACAUUGAAGGCCCAGCUGGAACACCAUACGAAAACGGCACUUUCCGCAUGAAGUUGAUUUUGUCUCACGAUUUCCCACAUUCCCCUCCAAAAGGCUAUUUUCUGACUAAGAUAUUCCAUCCGAAUAUUGCAAGCAAUGGCGAGAUUUGUGUUAAUGCGUUGAAGAAAGAUUGGAGCCCAAGUCUCGGCUUACGUCACGUUUUAAUUGUCAUCAGAUGUUUAUUGAUCGAACCAUUUCCAGAAUCUGCUCUAAAUGAACAGGCUGGCAAAAUGCUGCUCGAAAAUUACGACGAGUACGCCAGACAUGCAAGGCUUUACACUGGAAUACAUGCACUAAGGCCAAAGCCGAAGCUCAAAACUGCAUCGAUUUCCGAGCCGACCACCACCACCGCUACAACAACAGCAACCCUAAAUGUGGACCCCACAAAUUCAUCUGCAAAAUGCGCCGACCAGAAAAAUAAUAAUAAUGCUGCACCACAGAUAUUACCUUCUCCGUUAGCGCCAAAGCCCGAAAACGGACAAUGCUACCCCUCCGCUAUGGCUUCGGCCGGAGUUGGCGGAUCGACGGCGGCAACAGCGGCGGCACUGAAGAAGGAAGGUGGCCUGAAUAAAGUUCCGGCGGUGGACAAAAAGAAGAUAGAUGCUAGAAAGAAAAGCUUGAAGAGAUUAUGAAUUUUAUCCUCUUGUGUUUGAUCAAUGUUUUUUUUACUUUCUAAAUUUCUCAAGAAUCAAUGGAUGGAUGAAUUUGUAUUAUUAUUCCUUUGAGAUACUAAAUUGGAUUCAGAUUAUAUAAAUACCUUUUUUUUUUUUUUUUUAA
Erythranthe guttata (spotted monkey flower) is the source of this 1035-nucleotide messenger RNA. The record is from RefSeq and is a predicted model, not a curated record. NCBI's taxonomy places the organism in Eukaryota, Viridiplantae, Streptophyta, Magnoliopsida, Lamiales, Phrymaceae.